CCCGCUCCCGUACCUCCGCCCCGGCACCGCCGCCGAACCUCGGCAGCCCCGCUCCGCGCCGCGGGCCGGGGGCUGCUCCUCGCCCGGAGAAACUUUGCACACCACAACCCGCCCCCCCCCCCCCCCCUCCCAACCCCACCACCACCACCACCACCACCCCGGGUCGUGGCGGGGACCGUGGGCAUCAAAACAAUGAUUCCUCCAGGGGAAUGCCUAUAUGCUGGGAGGAAAAGGAGGAAACCCAUUCAGAAACAAAGGCCUGCAGUUGGGAAUGAAAAAUCGAAUCCUUCGAAGAGACACAGGGACCGUCUGAACGCGGAACUGGACCAUCUGGCCAGCCUUCUGCCUUUUCCACCUGACAUCAUAUCGAAGCUGGACAAACUUUCUGUCUUGCGCCUUAGUGUCAGCUAUCUCCGAGUCAAAAGUUUCUUUCAAGCCAUUCAAGAAAAGCACUUUAAGAAGCAAGUUGGCCAAAUGAUAAAAGAAGACAAUAUAUCUAACAAGACUGCUGUACAAGAGGGUGGACUUCUGCUAGAAUCACUGAACGGUUUUGCACUGGUGGUGAGUGCAGAUGGAAUGAUAUUUUAUGCGUCGUCGACAAUUGUGGACUAUCUAGGGUUUCAUCAGACUGAUGUAAUGCACCAAAACAUAUAUGAUUACAUUCACGUGGAUGAUCGCCAGGAUUUCUGUAGACAACUGCACUGGGCCAUGAAUCCUCCCCAGAUGUCGUCUGGACAGCAACUACAGACAGAAACAGGAGAAGAAUAUAUUCUCAGUAAAUUGUUUAAAGCGCAAGAGAAUGACAGCACAACAACAGAUUAUUCUUCCUUCUUAACUCGUUGUUUCAUCUGUCGAGUUCGCUGCUUGUUGGACAGUACUUCUGGCUUCCUUACAAUGCAGUUCCAAGGCAAACUAAAGUUUCUUUUUGGACAAAGGAAGAAGUCCUCAUCAGGAACAGUAUUGCCACCUCAGCUGUCCUUAUUCUGCAUAGUGGUACCACUUCUGCUCCCUUCUGUGACAGAAAUGAAGAUGAAAAGCCUGCUUGUGAAAGCAAAACACAAAGCUGAUGAUGCAGCAGCAGUGAAUACAAACUCCAGUUCCAAAGGUAAUUCAGGUCUGUGUGAAGCAGCAGAAUUAUAUGGAAGAAACAGUCAUCACGAAGGUGCAGCUUUCACUAAUGUGUUACAGAUUGCUGAAAACCAAAUCAAAGCAAAGAAUAAUGGAGAAAAUGGCAUUUCUCUAGUCAAAGUACAAACAAAUGAAGAUCACUGGGUCUGGGUUCAAGCUAACACUCAACUUCUGUAUCGAAGUGGUUGUUCAGAAUAUGUCCUUGCCCAACAGCAAAUGUUGAAGGAAGAAGAUGAACAACUGAAGAUACCAAGUGGUUUUGCCAGUUUAAAAGGAAACCUGGAGGGACUUUCCUGUAACAGUGCCAUUGAAACUCUGGGCCAGUGGAAGCAUCUUAACUGGACAGCAGUAAAAAAUGAACAAGAUAAUGUAAAAGUGAAGUUUGAGCCUCAUUCAAACGGUGAGUGUUUUAUGCAAGAGGAACCUCUCAGUUCCAACACAUCAGCUUUGGGCGUUCAAAACAACUGCACCACAAACAGUAGCUGGACUUUAAGAAACUCAAGCUCUUGUUCUAUGAGCCAGCGAAUGAACACAUGUUCAAACAGGAGAGCUGGAUCAUUCUACAACAGAGACCAAAGUUUCUUAAAUUUAGCACCAACUUGCCCUUCCCACUGGGGGAGUGCAGAAAGCUGCCAGUCUUACUCGGGCGUACAACAGCGUUAUGCAGAGAACUAUGCGACAGACCAUCUGAAACUGCAGAGACCGUUCAUAUCUUCAGAGUCUCUCUACGAUGCAGCCUUUCCCUUGGAGAUGCCCAUCAAAACAGAAUACGAUUCUGAUUCUGAAAACAUUGCCGAUAAUUACCUGACGUCACAAAACCGAGCCUGGCUGGAUGAGAGCGGCUCGGUAAGAAAGCAGGUGUUUAGCUACCCCAAUAGAGUGCACCUCAAAACAGAACCGGACCUCUGUGAGCCAGCCUCACCCUGUCAGAAGCCAAGGCACUGCCUUUACACACCGCAUAACUGGCAAUGCAUCGUAGCAAAUCAUCCCAACAACCUAAACCUGAACAGAUUUUGCAAGGGUUCACGCAGCAAGGAGGUGGCCCCUUUUUGCCCUCAGAACUCCUCCGGGUGUUUGGAAAGCAUGCCGGACCUGCAGCACACAGGGUGCUAUGGCCACUUCUACAGCCCCAGCCCAGGGGAGGAGAAAGAGCAGAAUAAUGAGGUGUUUAAAAUGCCGUGUGAAUUUAAAAACCCCUGCUUGGUUCAAGCAAUCAAGCGUGAGCCCCUGGAUUCUCCACCAUUGUCCAACAGUGGACAGAACAGAGUACACACGAGCUUCCCUGAAAAUACAUUAGCAGGUCCUGUGCCUCAUAAAACCACUGAAUGUACAUUUUUACAAUAGAUUUUAUAACAUUUGGAAUAUUUAUAAUGUUAAAAGCAAGAAGUUGUAGAUUCUCUUCCAGUUGGGUUAAAUGAGUUACUAAAAUUAAAAGCCAGUGGAAAGAUUUUGAGCGUGUGUGUGUGUGUGCAUCUGCGUGUGAGAAAAAACAGAUGCAAACACACACUCAUCCUAUACCCCCUACUGCCCUUCUCCUAGUGAUAUUCGGAAAGAAAGAAAGAUAAAACCUAAGGCACAGAAAAUACUCAUUACUCACUGCACAGGUAUACCUGCUAAUUUGUCUUCAUCAUCUUUCCUCUCUUGUCUACAGUUCAUUACCAAGGUCUAGCUAUUUCUGUUUCCUGCCUUUGUUCAGUUUGUUUUUCUCAAGCUGAUGUGAUGCCUCUGUGCAAAGAGAAAAUGUUUAUGGUCUUCACUGUGGCCAGGUUACCUUAGGAAUUUUUGCAUUUUUAUUUUUUUGAUACUCUAAUAAGAGGCAUCAGCUAUUCCUUUAUCUCAACAUUAAAUUGAUGGGAACAGGCAAGGGCUUCCCAACACAACUUCUUAAUUUAAAAGAUAGCAUUAAUUAAAACAAAUUACUUUCAUAAAAUGCAUUAGAAAUUAUUUCACUUCAAACUGAAGUUCUUCCCAAGUAUCCUUGAUAAUACUAAGGUUUUAGUACCCAUAUUCUUUCAUUUUGAAGCCAUCAGCCUUUCAUGUUGCUGUUUGAAAGACUGAGCAAUGGGAUGUUAUCCACUUCUAUAAAUGAGUUACAAAGUGCUGUUAAGUGUACAUGAGAAGAAAAUAUUUCUCCAAUUAUUUUCCUUGCUGUUACCUGUAAUGUUAACAAAGGAAAUGCACUUUUUUUAUUUGAUAGUAUCUCUUUGACUGAUAGCAGCUUGUUAGACUUCAUCACCUGACAUCAAAACCAAAUCCCACACUAAGAUUAGAUAAGUUAUUUUCAAAAGCAUCCUAGUUUCAUUC
Molecule: messenger RNA, 3432 nt
Organism: Aquila chrysaetos chrysaetos
Lineage: Eukaryota; Metazoa; Chordata; Aves; Accipitriformes; Accipitridae
Gene: AHRR
Product: aryl-hydrocarbon receptor repressor
Exons: 11
Coding region: 193-2472 (759 amino acids)
Biological process (GO): regulation of transcription by RNA polymerase II
Cellular component (GO): aryl hydrocarbon receptor complex; nucleus
Molecular function (GO): protein dimerization activity; transcription cis-regulatory region binding; nuclear receptor activity
Source: RefSeq, a predicted model, not a curated record